ACCCAGUAAAACCAUUGCUACCCUCCAGACCACGACAUUUCCAGUAUGAAAUUUUUGUUCCUUGUGUCGGCAGUGUUGAUGGUCGCCUUAGUAGGGUUGAUCUGGGCCCUGCCUGGCCCUGACGCUGUGGCCGAUCCAGAUCCUCAGUUUGGAUUUAGUGGUCGUGGAUUUGGCUAUCGUGGUUUCGGAGGUGGAUUUGGUCAUCGCGGAUUUGGUCAUCGCGGAUUUGGACAUCGCGGAUUUGGACAUCGCGGAUUUGGUCAUGGAGGAUUUGGCUAUAGAGGAUUUGGUUAAUCCUGAGGUGCGUUCUUCCCAACUGCCUCUCCACCCCUGAUUAGUCUCUCCAGUUCGAUGGCUUUUUUCGACGAAAGUAAACAACAGUAAUUAACGUCUAACGAAGCAAAGGACAAAAUUAGAAUCCUAUAGCCAUUGAGCCAAGUGUCUAAGAAAAACAUGAUCUGGAUACAUGGAGGAUGCUUUGUAUACUGGAGUACACCCAGGUUCACUACUGGAAGGCAUCCAGCACGUUAUCCUCAGCAUCCAACUCCUCUAGCAAUCCAACUCCUCCAGCAUCCAGCUUCUCCAGUAUCCAGCUUCCAAUAUCCAACUCCUCCAGCACGUCAUCCUCAGCAACCAACUCCUCCAGCAUCCAGCCUCCAACAACCAAUCUCAUCAAUCUCUAGCAACUCCUUGAGCGAAACGCUGGGGUUAACCAACACUUACCUCUCUUUCCUUCUCGUUUAUUUGUAACUACCGAACUGAUUAGUAAUUGGCAGAAUCACUAAAAAAUAAAUAUUUUUUAAUA
Molecule: messenger RNA, 805 nt
Organism: Cherax quadricarinatus
Lineage: Eukaryota; Metazoa; Arthropoda; Malacostraca; Decapoda; Parastacidae
Source: RefSeq, a predicted model, not a curated record